CCGGGACCAAUCCCGCCGCGCAGGUCCUCGCCUGCCCAGCCUACACACUCUGAACGUCAAAGCCCGAGCAACUUAAGGCACCCCGCCACCACCCCGUCCGUGUCGCGCGCCUUGACGAGCUUCUCCGCGUGCCGCUUCAGCGGCAGCUUCAGCUUGGGCGCGAACGCCAGGAGCUUCUGCAGCUGCGGCGCGGGCAGCAUGAGCGCCGCGGCGAAGCACGCGUCGUCGCCGGCGCCCGCGCCGGCGCCCAGGAUCUUGCAGUACAUGAGGAAGCCCUUCCACAGGUCCGCGUCGCGCCAGACGCCCACGUCGACCAGCCGCGGGAGCACGCGCCGCGCGACCGGCCCGGCGAGCUGCGCCGGGUGCGUCUUGACGGCCAGGAUGCACGUCCGCAGGAACGCCUUCGGCACGCCCGCGAGCCCCUCGGCGCCCGAGCCCUGCGGCGGCGUCAUGCGGUCCAGCGCGUCCCGGAGCGCCAGCGGCCCGAACACGUCGCGCAGGCUCAGGCAGACGUUGAGCGCCUCGUUCAGGCGCUUGACGGGCACGGCGCCCGCCGGGACGCGGUGCAGCUUCACCAGGAGGUCCGCGGCCCCCAGGUCCGUGGUCGACUUCGACGCCUUGGCCUGCGCGCGGACCGGGCGGCGCGUCGCGGACCGGCGGGGAAAAACAAAAAAAAAGCGCGCGCGCGUCGGGACGCCGCGCGCGCGCGGCGUGCGUCUGCACCGCGCGCCGGAACGCCGCGCCGAGCUGCGCGUCGUCGAGCCGCCGCAGCAGGGACGGCAGCGCCGCCUCGACCUCCGCGGCCGUCGCCGCGCCGAGCGCGGGCGUCAGGAACUCCACCCCGUCGUCCUCCUCGGCGCUGCCCCGCUCCCGCCGCGCCCGCGCGCGCACGGCGACGGCGCCCUCCCAGAGCUGGGGCGCGCGCGCGCCGCGCCCGGUCGCGAGCGCGGCCACCAGCGACCGCAGGAGCGCCUCGGUCGCGUCGCGCCGCCGGGGCGACAGGUCGCCCCCGAGCGCGUCGGCGGCGUGCUCGAGCGUCGGCUUGGCGCCGUGGACCGUGGCGAGGGCUGGCGCCAGUUUGGGGAGCUCCGCCUCGCAGGCCUGGCGCGUCGUGGCGCGCCGCGCGUCGUCGGGCGCGUCGGCGGUCGCCGCCGCGGCCCGCACGACGUCCGGCACGAGCGACGCGUCCUUGACGCACAGCGCGACGACCAGCGCGAGCUCCCGG
Pelagomonas calceolata is the source of this 1225-nucleotide messenger RNA. The record is from the annotation of a GenBank genome assembly. NCBI's taxonomy places the organism in Eukaryota, Pelagophyceae, Pelagomonadales, Pelagomonadaceae.